Molecule: messenger RNA, 11068 nt
Organism: Halichondria panicea
Lineage: Eukaryota; Metazoa; Porifera; Demospongiae; Suberitida; Halichondriidae
Product: ATP-dependent DNA helicase PIF6-like
Exons: 3
Coding region: 4451-6256 (601 amino acids)
Source: RefSeq, a predicted model, not a curated record
CCGACAAGGCCACAGCCUCCACAAGGAGGGCUGUGUCAAAAUAUCGGUAUCUGAAUCCUGAGAAAAGUGCGCUUCAAACCCGGCAGUCGGUUUCGACCCACUACCGCAAAAACACUCAACGCAGUAGAGCUCUCUCACGGACCUCUACUGCGCGGAGCUAUAUGAAGCAAUUAUUUGUUCUCCGCAAAAAGUCUUCUCAAACCUCUAGAGCGUCGUACAAACGACGUGCAAAGGCUUUUAACGCGAGAAGGAAGCAAAAAUACCCGCUAGCUGAACCAAACGACCAAGUAAUGCACUCCCUUAGGAUAAGCCUACAGGACGUUUUCACUAAAAGCAAGGUCCUUACAAAAUGCAUUCUCGAAGGUUUAGCAAAAAUUCCAAACUGGAAGGACGGCAAAAACAAAGCAGCCCAAAAGUUCACUGCAUGUAAGCUUGCUGCCAGUGUGAGGCUCAGCCUACUGUAGCUGGCCUCCUAGGGGUCAAGAGAGACGUCAUGGACCAACGUUUCACGUGCAUUAAGGACUUUGGCCUUAGGUGCCAUACAGAUUGUAGAGAGCCUUACUUUUACGAAGCUGGUUACACCCACGACCACCUGCCUGAAUGUACGUACACUAGCCAGUGCACAAACUGCCCACUCCGAUACAGGUGAAAACGACCGGUGAGUGCAUGCUAGCAGACCACAAUCCUAUUGUGUCUGAAAAAACCCCUCAGAAAAAAAAAUUACCCAAACCAAGGUGGGCCUGUACGGCAAGGUGUAGGCAAGUUUCAAACGUAGAGUUUGAAAGAAUUGCCGAUUUGCAGGACAUGUUUUGCGAAGACCUUCAAGUCCUCAGAGACCGCCUGGACGGCCUCCACACGUGUCCGUAUGUGCACACGCACACGCACAUACAGGAAUGGGAAGUCCCGCUCGACCCCGAAAUUCCAGAUCACGAAUUAAAGGCGGGCAAUUUGAGGAUGGGCCAUCCCCACGUUUGUCACUUGUUCGGGAGCGUUUGUGACAAUCAGUUGAGGAUUCUCAGAAACGCUCUCGUGCACUAUCCCGCCCUGUCCAAGUUACAAGGGCAAGUGUACGAAGCAAUAAGAAAGAGCAACAAAAUAGCAAAGCUAGACGCUGGCAUUAAAAUCCACGACUAUCAGCUGCUCCUAGAAGCUUGCGAACUCACUUUCGAAAAGCUGUUUGAUCGCAAUUGCGUAGAACCACAGGAUGUCGGUAAAUGUAGCGAUACGCUAGACACACCCUUUAGAGUUAAACAUCUAGAAGCUUUGCUCAUGUCUAAGUACGCUAAAUUAAUUCAGCAGUACGAGAAAAAAGUCCGCGACUAUGCGAUACACCCGUGCAUGUGUUGCGACCAACUGUUCCGCUGUGGUGGCCCCCGAGAGCCUUCCCGAAAGUUUUGCCUGGUUAACCGUCAGAGCUUACGCUUUGCUGGUUAACGAGGAUGUUUGGGAGGAAGAAAAAGUUUACAUGUGUAACCACUGUAAACCAAAGAUGAAGUUGGACAUAAUUCCACCUAGGGCCGUAGUGAACGGUCUAGAAACGGCACCCCUGCCAGACGAGCUGAAGGGGCUCGACGCCUUUAGCUUGCAAUUGAUUCAACUAGCGAAAACGACAAUUGUCUCAAAGCGUGCCGCGGUAACAUGUUCAUUCUGCCAUUGCCCAUGGCAAACACGGCUGAAACGCUAGCUCUGAACGAAUGCGGACUGCCUAAACCGCAGCUGUACGUUAAAGUCGACGGGGUUCCCACAAAGAAAAACGUUCUUUGGCGGAAGUUCGUCGACAUAAACAAAAUCGAAGGAGCUUUGACAAAACUCAAAGAAAUCAACUGGUUGUACGUAGACGUGCAACCGGGAAAAGUAGAACAGUCCAUGGAGGACGUAGUCAUAGAGGUUGCAAACAGUGCAACCAGUACCAUGCUCGAAAAGGUGACCGACAAGUCGGGAUACGCGGCCGGUAUACAAGUUUACACGGUACGUAGUUUAGACACGUUCAAACCCAACGUUGCCGACAUAGACCAGUUUAAAAUGCUCAAGGUAGACAAAUAUCCGUUAAAAAGUAGCCAGGAGCAUUUAGACGUCAUGUGCUUCCCAAACCUUUUCCCAACAGGUAGAUUCGGCGAGUUUCACCCUCGUGACGAGCAGCGAGUACGUAAAGUCGCGUCUAAACAACAAAGACUCUAGGUACAGAAAAAGUAGCGAGUACCUGUUCUACCUCACGCACCAAAAACUCUUGAGAGAGAUCAAAGCGGGAAUUUUCAACGUGCUUAAAAACACCACGAACAGACAUUCCUCUGUCAAAGACCUGCUGAAACAGCUAGAAAAAAAAGACGGCGAGCUAGAGGGAAACCUCUCCACAAUCAUGCGUAGUGUGCGUGGAACCAAGGAACCAAGCAGUACUGGCAUAAAACUGCCGGUGAAUUGAAUGCUCUAGUUAGGGAGAACGGUCCAGCUACCAUUUUCAUGACGCUAAGCUGUGCAGAAUAUAGCUCGCCAGACAUUUUGGAGUUCCUUAAGCUACUCGGCGACUAUGGUCCCGGCUCAAAAGUAGACAUCUCUAAAAUGUGCAAUGAAGACCCCGCCUCGGUGUCCAAGCAGUUCUCGCACAAAUUCCACGCGAUGUUCCAAAUUGUAAUUAUGCGUGGCAAGUUGUUUGGCGAGGUGGUGUGCUCUUUUAUCAAAAAAGAGUUUCAGGACAGAGGUGCACCGCAUUACCACGUCAUGCUUUGGAUAAAGGGAGCCCCCGUGAUGGGGGUCGACCCCGAUCACGUGGUUCUCGCCUGGAUACAGGAGAGAAUCACAUGUAACAUCCCAGACAAAGAAACUGACCCGGAACUGUACGCCUUGGUCAUGAAAUAUCAGAUGCAUCGGUGCAACAACUACUGUUCUAGGCCUAGACACAUGGGUAAGGGAAAGUACAUUAAAAGGUGUAGAUUCAACUUUCCCAGAAUAGCGACGGCCACGGCCUCUUUAAACGCCAUGGACAAAACCAAUACUAGGCAGAGAGUGUACGAUCUUCCCAGAAAAAGGCCAAGAAGCCAGAAUCAACGAUUACAAUCCCUUGCUGCUGCACCUUUGGAAAGCUAACGUUGACGUCCAGUACAUAGCCGAGACCAGCAUGGCGCUCACCGGUUACAUUACGGCGUACGUCACAAAAGCAGAGAAAAGCGCCAUGCAAGACACAUUUGCGGAACUGUCUAGCCUGUCUAGCACGGGCACUACUCUCUACAAGAAGUUGUGGAAGUUUGCUUUAAUAGCCUUUAAAACCUGAGAAGUAGGGCAGCACGAGGGGUACGACCAAGUUACAGGUGACCACUUUCAUGAGAAAUCAAACGAUGUUCACUACGUGAAUGCUUCGCUACCGUACAAACGCAAUAGAAAGCUCAAAAACUACGCUCAGCUCUUAAAAAUGAACCCGAAAAGCACUGACAUGUACGCCCCCUAGCCUGAUAGACGUUCACUAUCCAAACAGGCCAGACAGACUGUCCUCCAUGUGCCUGCACGACUUCGUCGCACACAUUGACUGGUACGCUAGGGACCACCAGGGUGAGAAAACGUACAGGAGGCUCGUCAAACCUCGCGUUAUCAGUCACCCCACGUACGACACCAACAGAAAAGAACAGGAGCAAGAGUACUACUACUGCCUCAUUCUGCUCUUUGUCCCGUUCGUUGACGAGGGUGACCUCCUCCUCGACGGAGAGUCGCCUAAAAUGGCGUUCGAGAGGAGGCAGAACGAAGGCCUCCUCGCUCACCACGACAAGCUCCAGAAGAUGUUGGACGUCAAUAAGAGAUCGCGGGAUAUCUCAAACGCCAGAAGGUCGAAACGUUAGAAAAAAGAGGUGGAGGACGACGAAGACGACGUCAACCUCCUGCUCCAGGGCAUGGCUAAAUCACACUUGGAUCGCCAUCUCGAGCUAGACUUCGACGUAGACCCCAUAACGCUGGACAAGAGACUGUCCAUGCUAAACGACGACCAAAGCCGUGUGUACAAAAAAAUCACUGGGCAUUUGUUGCACGAAUUAGACCACGAAAAAGGAGCCUGUAAAUGCACAGACAUCAAACCGUUGCAAAUGUUUGUUAGUGGUGUGGGGGGAACGGGCAAGUCCUUCCUCAUUCAGGCGCUUAGAGCGUUUGUCAAAGCCACGUGGCCGGAUUUACCCAAUUCAAGUGCAGUAACCGCCCCCACGGGCCUAGCAGCUUGUAAUGUAAACGGUGUUACCACCUACCAGCUCUUUCAGUUGCCGAUAGAGCACGACAGUAAAACUGCAUCGUACUGGGAACUGCCCAAACAAACGCUAAAAUACCUCAGGCAACAACUAAUGAACGUAAAGGUGUUCAUAAUUGACGAGGUGUCCAUGGUGUCAAGUCUCAAUCUAACGUACAUACAUUUGAGACUUGACGAGAUCUACGGGGGGGCCGAAUGGUUUGGGGGUAAAACAAUGCUCUUUGUGGAACAAUGCUCUUUGUGGGCGACAUACUCCAGCUACCACCCGUUAACGGUGCACCGGUGUUCCAAAGCGUUCCCACUAAAGUGCUAUCACUCAGAAUAGGUUGCAUAGGGUCCGCAAACAUUUGGAAAAGCACAGUAGUGUACGACGAGCUUACCAUUAACGAAAGACAAAAAGGGGACAAAUUGUACACUGAAAUACUUGACGGCGUCAGGAGGGGAUAUCCUAGCGAACAGGCAGUCUCUCUCCUGACAGAACGCGUCUUCGAUGUGGCCGUACUAGAAAAGUACGAGCAACUGAAACGCGAGGGUAAAAAACCCAUAUGCCUUUUCUCGACUAGAAAAGCGUGUGCAACAGUUAACUCUGAUCUUUUAAACACUCUAGACAGUAAGAUAAUACCACUGCGUUGUAGAGACGUCAUCGACGAGGGUGCCUGCGCCAACGGAGAGUGGAACAAACAGGCCGAAAAGCGUCUAACAGAAAUGAACAAAGACAGCAGCUUGACAGCUGGUCUGGAAGAAGUGCUCCAUCUGGCCGUUAAUGCCCGCGUCAUGUUGAGACGAAACCUGUCCACCGAAGACGGUCUAGUAAACGGAGCCAUAGGCACCGUUCUUGAAAUAGAAUCUAAACACGUGACUGUUAAGUUCGACCGUGUGGCAGAACCGUACAAAGUGACCAGAGUCGCUAACCGGUUCUGUGUCCUCUACAUUUCCAGGAACCAGUUCCCUCUAAUAGUCGCUUAUGCCGUCACCAUACACAAGAGCCAAGGUCUCUCGCUCGACUGUGCCAUCAUUGACCUAUCUGACAGCGUGUUUGGUGAGGGCAUGGCGUACGUGGCGUUGUCCAGAGUCAGGUCCAUAGACGGUGUACACCUGACGUCCUUUACACCCCACUCCAUCAUGGCCUCUAGAACGUGCGUGGAGGAGUGUAACAGGCUCAGGCUAGCAUUUAGGCCAGACUUGGCAGCGUACGAAUUGCCCGUUAAACAAAACAGAAAAAGGAAAAUGACAGCUGCGAUUGUCCCGCCAGCCAAACGGCAGUGUACGGUUGAAGGGAGUAAUGUCGACAAACCCCCAGUUAAGAAACGAAAGGAAAGGACGCCUGCGGUCUUCCCGCCAGCCAAACGGCAAUGUAACCUUGAAAGGAAAGUCCCCAGCAAUGUUGACAAACCCCCAGUUAAGAAACUAAACGAGGCAGUCACCUCUGCUGGUGAUUGCCAUAUAGUUGAAGACCCAGAGAAUCGUGGUAGCAAUCACGGUGAAUCCUUCUGCUUCAACCCUCUGGACGAGGUUGAACAGAAAUCGGCGUGUUUGCUGCUGAAAAUUAAUCACCGCAGAAAUAUCGUCACCGCCGGCGGACCAAACAUUGCCCUGACUCGGCCCCAUUUACCCUCGCUCGUUGACACGAUGGGGGAUGGAGCGUGCAUGUUCAGGGCAAUGUCUGUGGUCAUUACCGGCUAUCAACGUCAACACAUUACUGUCAGGCGAGCCAUUGUAAAGCACAUGUGUGAUUUUCAACAUUUGUUUAAUGGUAAACAUUGGUUGAUCGAUGCAGGUUACCCGGACAUGAUCUCCUACGUCAGGGCCACGCAAAUGGACCAAACACGUACCUGGGGAACUCACUUGGAGAUCUUUGCACUGGCCCAUCUGCUCGAGCGAAGGGUGUUCGUCUACUCGAGAACGGCUGGAAAUGCCUGGCUGUGUCACUGUCCGAGCAAAAUAGACCCCAACAUCCCCCCUCCUCGGGACAAAAAGGGUUUGUAUAUUUAUCACACGGGUGACCACUACAAAGUAGUGACAUCUGUGACAAAGUAAGUGACUCUACGUGUAGAACUUACGUCCCUCCCUUUCAAUGUUUCACACGUACUCUGUGCGUAGGUUGCCCAUUGUUGUUAUACAUGGAGACUUACGUCAAACGGUUUACUGCCCGUUCAUUGAAUGUGUGGCUAAAAGUAUUCCUUCCAUCAACAUAAUAUGGGUAACCACCUUUUCUUUCUUUUAUUACUUAAAGUAAUUGACUCUAAGUGUAGAACUUAAUUGUUCAAUGUUUCACACGCACUCUGUGCGUAGGUUGCCCAUUGUUGUUUAUUCAUGGAGACUUAUGUCAAACGGUUUACUGCCCGUUCAUUGAAUGUGUGGCUAAAAGUAUUCCUUCCAUUUGUGUCUCUGAGUGGGCAACCAUAAUUUCUUUUCAUUAAAACAUUUCUUUUGAGCGUCAAUACAGUGAGUGAAGACUAUUGUGAGUAUUCAAUGUUACUGUGUUUAUCCCCUGCAGUGUCCCAAUAACAAAGACACACGUGAUGUGAACGGGGUGUAUAGGGCUCUAGGCGAAUCCCUCGAAAACAACGAAAAACGAGAUGAAGGCCGUACCUCAAAGGUGUCUUGGAAACCGGCCAAAUGAAACGAAACAAAAAACAAAACACUAACUCAUAUACAUGUUUUGCUAUUUAUUUCUUCUAUUUAAUGCUCAUUUGGCACUCCCACUUGCAGCUGUUUGUGGAAAAAAUUUAUUUGAUUAAGAAUUUACUUAGACAGGCAUGUAAUUACAGGCCUCACUGUAUUGAGGCCUUGUGAAGGAGCUAGUGAUGAUGAUUGAAAUACUAAUCUGGGUGGUCUCGAGGCUAGUCAUUGUUAAUUUGUUGUACAAUUCACAUUAUUUUAUACACAGUAGGUUUUACAUAGAAUUGUUAUAAUAUACAUUCAAGAGUUCAAUCUAUCAAGAGUACUACUUUAUUUGAUUUAUGGUCACUGGUGCAUUGAAUAUCUGCAGAUGGAGGAAAUUAUGGAAAGUUCAAACAACACUAUUAAUUAAAUAAAACUUCAAUACUGCACCACCCCCACCACGGCCCCUACCUCUACCUCGCUGUGGAGUGGGAGCAGGAGGCAUGUAGUCUUCAUCACUAGAUUCGUAUGAAUCUGUCUCCAUUGGGAAAGAAUUCAGUGUCAGUUAAAGUGAGAUGGAGAGAGGAAGUACUUUAAUACCUUGCACUGCAGGAUCACUGGGAGGAGAGCUAGAGACAGGCCUUGGAGUUGGAGAAGGAGUGACUGGAACAGGGGUCCUUGCUGGACGCUGAGGUGUUUCUUCAGGCGGUUGCCAUACUGUAUCACAGUUAUACAAACUGGUGGUCUACAUACCUUCGAAGUACUCUAUCAAGAUGGCUAUACUACAAAUAUUCCUAUAUUCCUAUAGUACAGACGGUGGGUCGAACUCCAUGGACGUUACUCUUUCACUAGCUUGUGUCACACUUUGUCACUUAUAAUACACUAUUAAAUUUAAAUACUACUGUAAUAAAAAAGAAAGGGAAUCUGACUAGAAAAACAUUUGCAAUGUGACCCAAGGGAAACCUUUAAAAAGCGUGGAAACAAGAAAUUCGGCGAGUGGAUAACUCCAAUCCGUUACAACGUAUGUAACUUGUAUAAUAAUAAAAAUAGCAUCACAAUAGUGCAGUGACAGAUUAACAAUCUUUCAAUUAUAGGAUCAUUAAUUCUGGUGGUGGCAAAUUGAGCAGUCUUUGGCUAUCACAUCUAGUUUGUUAAUUGUAGGGUAAAUGAUUGUCUAUACACUGACAGUAUACACAUGCAAUGUCACAGUGUGUCCCUUUUAGCUCUUUGUUUAAAUAUAUAUCCCAGUAGCUAGUAGCCCUGAGGCUAUUGUUCUUUUAUGAAAUCAUUAUCAUACUUCAUGCAUCAAUGAUUGUCUGGACUGUCUUUGCUCUUUCUAUUGGGACUGUCUUUCUUCUAGAUCUUUGUCUUUAUUUGUCUCUUUACUUGACACUGUCUCUUAGUAUAGCCCAGUAGCUAGUAGCCCUGAGGCUAUUGUUCUGUCAAGAAAAUUCAUUAUCAUACUUCAUGCAUCAAUGAAUGGUCUGGACUGUCUUUGCUCUUUCUAUUGGGACUGCCUCUCUAUUGGGACUGCAUGUCUUUCAUCUAGAUCUUUGUCUUUACUUGGCACUGUCUUUGCUCAAAACUGUAAAGGGGUAUAACAAAACUAAAACACAUACUUUAAACACAUACCUUGUAUCACAAAGUUUCAAUAUGAUUAUGUAAUACUAUGUAAACAUUCCAAUCAUUCAACUUACCCUAUAUAUACAUACUAGCAUUAACAUAAAGUACACAAAAUAACUUAAUACAUUUCGGGAAUAAUACAUAAUAAUAAUACAUUUCGGGAAUUAGUACAUGUGAAUGACGUUGUAACGGAUUGGAGUUAUGCACUCGCCGAAUUUCUUGUUUCCACGCUUUUUAAAGGUUUCCCUUGGCUCAAUCCUAGCAAUUUUUCACAUUGCAAAUGUUUUUCUAGUCGGAUUUCUAUUGAUUUCUAUUGAUUUCUAUUGAUAUCAAGUUGGGCUGUACGAGAUUUCCCUCGUUGCCGGUCCCUCGAGUUUAACGAACCAUCGCCUGGAAGUGUGCUGUCAACGCUGUGGGUAGAGUGCCCGAGCUGGUAGGGGUCAGUGGGGUUGUAGUUGUUGGCACGAUGGGAGCAGUGGAUGGGACGACUCCAUGACCAGUGACCGGUAGAGAGAAUGGUAGGGAGAUUGGUAGACGUCUGAUAUCUCGACUUAGUUCAGAUAUGGUUUAGAGACAGCACGAGGCUUCAACUUUAGAGGAUGAUUGCGGCCUGCUCCUUGAUGUUAACCCCAUUUAAUAUGCUAAUAAAUUCCAUUUGUUUGUUUCAAUUGAGAGUGUUUCAAUUGAGAGCGGCCUGGAAUCGAGGUUAUGCAACUAGUUAAUGGGAGAAUCAAAGUUCUACUGCAACUAGCCUCGAUUCCAGGCCGCUUUCAAUUGAGAAAGACGGCCUCUAGUGAGAGGGGCUGGGAUAGAGGCUAACAUGCUAUUAGAGCCUCGCUUCGAAUCGUAUUUAGUAAAGGUCGACUUACUACAAAACACAGAAUAAGGCCUACUCAUAACAUCGGCUCCUUUGACACACACGGCACGGUCCUAGUCUCGAAUACCCGCCUCAACCUAUACAAGCUUUUAGGUUGAGGCGGGUAUUCAAGACUAGCACGGUCCCAUACUGACCUAGUUGGGCGCCUAUUAGCCUCGAUUCCAAGCCGCUGAGAAAGACGGCCUGGUAUACACUGUUUACGCAUGCGCCAGAAUUACCCAGAAUCUGGGUAAUCGUAAAUUGCAGUAUCUUAGUGAGGUCUGCAACAACGUGUGCACAGAACCAGAACUGUUACCGGUUACAGGGGAGAACCUAGCAGGAGCAAGUGCCAAUAUACAACCGGGUGCACGCCUAGACAUUGCAGCCAAUGGAGUAUGGGGUGGCUCCUCUGAAAGAACUUAUUUUGAUGUCAGGGUAUUUAACCCACACGCUGCAUCCAACAGACACACCGACCCUCAAACAGUCUACCGCAAGCACGAGCAAAUAAAGAAAAGGGCCUAUGAACAAAGAAUUCUAAACAUCGAACAGGCAUCCUUUUCCCCAUUAGUCCUCUCUGCAACAGGAGGCUUAGCUCGUGAAGCAACCACCUUCUACAAGAGACUCGCUUCGAUGUUAGCAUCUAAAUGGGACCAAUCAUACAGCAGCACACUAUGCUGGCUCCGUUGCCGACUAACCUUUUCCCUCCUUUGCUCAUCGAUCCAAGCCAUCAGAGGGUCCAGAUCGUCAAGUGGACACCCCUUUAGAUCUGGGGCCAUCGACCUGGUGAUCUCGGAGACCCACCUCCACCAAUAAACUGAACCUUUGUAUGCACCCUUAAUCCUCUUUAUUUUCUGUACCCUCCACCUUUCAUUGUGUCUACAUAGAAGCCCAUUCCCCUGUAUACACUACCUUACAUGCUAUUAUUUUACCUUAAAAAAAAAAAAAAAAGUAUAUUUAUCAGUAUUCUUAUUCCGCAUUAGUUUGUAAAACAUUGAUAUCCGUUUCAUUUAUAAUGAUGUCAUUGAAAAAAGAAAUCUAGUCCAAGUUGUGUAAUGGCUGCUACCUUCUCUUCUGCUCUCGCGUACGCGUUAUCCUGUGUUGGAAAACCAGGUCUAGUCUUGAAAGACAAGCAGCUGGAGGCGUUGAAGUGUCUGUACGCUGGUGUUUAUGUGGGUACCGUACCGACGGCUAUGGCAAGUCCCAGAGCAAGUCCAUCUGCUUUCCAGACACUCCCUUUCUUGAUUGAUGUGAAGCUUGACAGGACCAGUGCACCUCUCUCUGAAAGAAGUGUUGUGAUGGUGAUUUCUCCUCUUGUUUCUCUGAGUGAAGCCAUCUUCAAAGUGUUAGUGUGUCUGUUCGACGUUCAGUGCCAUUCUCUCUGGAAGGAAGCAUUGUUGUGACAUUUGCCGAAAAUUGGUCACAGAGUAAGUACGUGGUAUCUGAUCCGAGAACUGUGUGGCCUGAAUGUGUUUACAAUCCGAGGGACUUGUGUGUAUCCGAUCCGAGGGACUGGUUGCUUGAGUGUGUAUCCGGACUUGUUGCUUGAAUGUGUAUUAAUGGAUAGUGCUUUCAAUGGUUUAACUAAUUUCUUAUGAGAUUAACUUGUCGCCUGAGUGUGUAUCCGAUCCGAGCCUCAAGUUAAUGAAUAAAUCUACAGAGCUGAUGUUUUACUUAGCUGUCUCUGUCUACAGUAUAUACAGAGAGGUAGCCUCUCCUUUUUCUUUUUUCUGUUCUUUAUCACAAUAAGAUAAAAUACUGUUUUAAUG